CAUCACCAUCAGCAUCAUAGCCCGCUUGGCUUUGCUUGGGUCAAGGGCCUGACGGUGCUGCACCUGCAGCUCCGUCGGCGCGCGCGCAUGGCGGUGGCCGCUCGGUUGGGUUGGAUCCUCAGCCAGCUGCUCGAGGGGCGGCAGGGACGAGUUCGGCUCCCGUCGCACCGUGAUCGUCUCCUGGCUCAUGUGGUGCUCCUGCCAGCUGAUCACCCUUGCAUGGCGAUUCGCGCUCGCAUCGAUGUGAUAACUUCCGCUACUCACAGGCUACAUGAGAGUAUCUCCGUUGAUCACGGUUACAAAAUCAGCAAGGGUGAAGCUCACAAUUCUCUUGAAUUGCGUCGUGCUCCUGGUGCCUCUGAAGUACAACCUGAUGACGAUUGGGAUGACCAUGACAAGCCUGGUCCUGAUCAAGAUGCUCCGCCUGCCCGUGGGCCUAAAGGCGGCGAGGGCGACCCCUCUCGGGGACAACGACGAGGUCCAGGCCCGUUGGCAUACAGGGUCAGGCGGUCCAUGGUCUUCGCCCGGUCGACCGCACAAGGCGCCAAGUCAACGACCUCCUGCGGCAGGGGUUGAGGCAUCGCCUGCUCGACCAUUGGCACUCACACCUGUGCCGACGUUCCCCGUCAACUCUGAGGCUCCUGCGUUUUUCUUUGCUGGUGGAGACGGUGACCGAGACGACGCACAUGCCGAUUUACGUUCGGAUCGUCAGGUUCGAGCGGAUCUUCCUGAUCUCCUUGUACGUGGUGCGAGUCCUCUUUUGCAUGCGGGUGUUCCCGCACGCGCAGAUACUCCUGAACGUGCCGCUCGUGGUGUCGAUCUCCUGGAUCGUGCUGCGUUUUCUGAUCUGGCGGGGGCCGCGGCACGUCUGCAAGGGCAUCUCGCGGUUGCCCCUUCGCACACGCAUGGUUUCGUUCCCGUUCGCGCGGGUCUUUUUGAUUUCCCAGUGCUUGGUGCUGACCUUCCUGUACAAGCUGAUCCUCCUGCACGUGCGGAUCUUGAUGCCGAGCUUCCAGCCUGCGGAUCUUCCUGAUUUGGCGGUGGUCGCCUUACUUCUGCAAGGUCACGCCGGAGCGGUCUCAUCGCAAUUAUGUGCGGAUCUUCCCUGUAUUCCUGGACGUGAUGGUCCUCCAGCAUGUGUGGGUUCUGAUGUGGAUCUUCCCGUUCGCGCGGAUCGUCUUGUUUUGGCGGUGGUCGCUGCACUUCUGCAAGGGCACACAGAGGCGGCCUCAUCGCAAUUGGAUGGCCUCGGUUUUGUAUGUGCGGAUCUUCCGGGUAUCCCUGUACCAAGUCCUUGUCUUCCUGUACGUGUUGGUCCUCUUACACGUGUGGGUUUUGAUGAUGAUCUUCCAGUUCGUGCUGAUAUUCCUGAUCUGGCGGGGGUCGCUGCGCAGCUUCCUGGCGUUGGUGCCCCUCCACGUGGUGGUGUCGAGGAGGAUGUGUGUGCGGACAGCACGUUGGCUGCUUUCCAGAACAUGCUGGACAGGCAGACGGCUAUGUUGGAGGAGACUCUUGACCGUAUGCUCCCCGAGGAUGUGCCUCCUGCUGUUCGUGAGCUUUCUGCUGCCCCUGCGAGAUCAUACAGGUGUUGAUCUGCACGAGGUACGCGCGGAGCUGGUCCAUGCUACCGCCCUGGCGCGUAGCUAGGGCCACUCGUCUCUUGUCGUGUUUCCUCUUGUCGCUUUGUCUCAUCGCUCUGUCGCCUCCCCUCUCGUUUCCUGUCCGCCCGCGCUGUCGUUUCUGCGCUUUGGGUUCGUCGUUGUUUCCCCCAUCGGUCUCUUCUUCUUCCUCGUCUCAUUCGUUCCCUCGUCGUCCUCCUUCGGGCUUGAAACAAACCACACUUG
Molecule: messenger RNA, 1844 nt
Organism: Prorocentrum cordatum
Lineage: Eukaryota; Dinophyceae; Prorocentrales; Prorocentraceae
Source: the annotation of a GenBank genome assembly